UAAUGUUAAGAUAUUUUACUAAUCCUAAUAAUAAUAUCUUUCCCAAUUUCCCUUCUCCAAUCCCCACAACACAAGCUCACAAGCUCACAAGCUCACAAGCUCACAACUCCAUCCAUGGAAUCCCUCCAAUCUUCCUUUCUCUCUCCAACUCCUCUCCUAAAACCCCACCUUCAACCUCCCCUCAAAAACCCAAAUACCAUUACCCAUAUCCACUGCUCCAUUUCCCCCGACCCAUGGACUCUCAGCACCGGCAACAACAACAACAACAACAACAACAACCCAAAACCUCGUUCCAAAAACCCCAAAAACCCACUCUCCGACGACAACGCCCGACGCAUAAUCAAAGGUAAAGCACGCUACUUAAGCGCCUUGCGCAGAAACCAAGGCCCUCAAGCGCAAACCCCGAGGUGGGUUCGCCGUUCUCCGGAGCAAAUGGUUCAGUACUUGCAAGAUGAUCGUAAUGGUCAUUUGUAUGGUAAACAUGUUGUUGCUGCUAUUCAAGUUGUUCGUAGCUUAUCCCAGAAAAGUGAGGGUAGUUAUGAUAUCAGAAAAGUUAUGGGAUCUUUUGUUACUAAACUUACUUUUAGAGAAAUGUGUGUUGUGUUAAAGGAACAAAAGAGUUGGCGCCAAGUUAGGGAUUUCUUUGCUUGGAUGAAAUUGCAGCUGUGCUACCGUCCUAGUGUUAUUGCGUACACAAUUGUCUUGCGUGCAUAUGGUCAAAUUGGGAAGAUUAAGCUGGCUGAGGAGACCUUUCUUGAGAUGCUUGAUGCAGGAUGCGAACCUGAUGAAAUUGCUUGUGGAACUAUGCUGUGUACAUAUGCUCGAUGGGGACGCCACAAAGCUAUGUUAGCUUUUUACACUGCUGUGCGAGAGAGGGAUGUGGUACUUUCUGUUGCAGUUUAUAAUUUCAUGCUGUCAUCCUUGCAAAAGAAAUCACUUCACCAAUAUGUGAUACAGAUAUAUAGGGACAUGGUUGAUAAGCGGGUUGUACCUAACCACUUUACCUUCACAGUUGUCAUCUGCUCACUUGUAAAGGAAGGUCUUCUUGAAGAGGGUUUGGCAACUUUCAAUAAGAUGAAGAGCCUUGGUUUUGUUCCUGAAGAAGUCAGUUACAGCCUUCUCAUUACAUGUAAUGUCAAAGAAGGCAACCAAGAUGAGGUAUUGAGGCUUUAUGAAGACAUGCGAUAUCGAGACAUAAUUCCAAGUAACUUUACUUGUGCUUCUCUUUUAACUCUCUACUAUAAGAAUGGGGAUUACUCGAAGGCCCUGUCUCUGUUUUCAGAAAUGGAAAGGUUUAGAAUCCGGGCUGAUGAAGUCAUUUAUGGUUUACUUGUCAGGAUAUAUGGGAAGCUUGGUCUUUGUGAAGAUGCAGAAAAGACUUUUGAAGAGGCUGGAAGAUUGGGUCUUCUUAGUGAUGAGAAAACAUAUACAGCAAUGGCACAAGUGUAUCUUAGUUCAGGGGAAUAUGUAAAAGCUUUGCAGACCAUGGAAGUGAUGAGGUCUCGAAAUAUAACACUAUCCAGAAUUGGUUAUAAUAUCUUGUUGAAGUGUUACAUUAUGAAGGAAGAUUUGGGAUCUGCUGAAGCCACUUUUCAGUCUUUAUCCAGCAUUGGAGUCCCGGAUUCAGGAUCUUGUAAAACCAUGCUCAACAUGUUUCUGAGAGAGGCACUGCUUGAGAAGGCCAAAAAUUUUAUAGUUCAGAUAAGAAAGGACAAUGUCGUGUUUGACGAGGAGCUCUGCAGGACUGUGAUGAAGGUGUACUCCAAGGAAGGAAUGAUUAGAGAAGCCGAGCAGUUUAUUGAAGACGUAUGUGGAAACGAAUCUUUGGAAAAUAGUAGCUUUAUUCAAACUGUUUCCUUGAUUUUGCGUGCAGAAGAUGGCAAAGUUGAGAAAAAAGAAGGCAGUUUGCGGGCCCCUGGGUUGCUUAAUACUAGUGCACUAGAGCUUAUGCUUCGUCUUUAUUUAGCAAAUGGCAGUAACAUCAAGACUAGAUACACACUCGAACUUUUGCUUGAAUCUGCUGAUGGCUUAUCUGUUACAAAUCAACUCAUUUGCAAGUUUAUUCGUGAAGGUGAUGAAUCUAAAGCUGAAAUGAUCUAUGAUCUAUUAAUUAAAAGGGACUCAAGAGCGCAGGGUGAGAUCUUGGCUUCUAUGAUUACUUUAUAUGGGAAGCAACAAAAACUGGAAAAAGUUAAAGCACUGUUUGCAGCUGUGGUGAAUUCUGAUAUUUGUGGAACUGAAAUAUACAAUUCAGUGAUUGAUGCCUGUGUCAACUGUGGUGAUCCUGGGGAAGGUUACCAGGUUUACAAGGAGAGCACAAAAAGAGGAAUCACUUUGAGUCCCAUUAUCAUCAGUGUCCUUGUAAACAAUCUAACAAACCGUGGGAUGCAUCAGGAAGCAGAGAAUAUAAUACGCAGAAGUUUGCAUGACAACUUGGUGCUUGACACUAUUGCAAAUAAUACAUUUAUUAAGGCAAUGUUGGAAGCAGGUAAAUUGCAUUUUGCUGCCACAAUUUAUGAACGCAUGCUAUCAACUGGAGUUUCCCUGUCAAUUCAGACCUGUAGCACUAUGAUCAGUGUCUAUGGGAGGCAAAGAAACCUGAUCAAAGUAGUAGAGAUGUUCAGCAUGGCGCAGAAUUUGGGCAUACCGUUGGAUGAGAAAGUUUACACUAAUCUAAUAAGCAUAUAUGGGAAGUUUGGAAAGGCUCAGGAAGCAUCUACAUUAUUUGCUAAAAUGCAGGAGGAAGGCAUUAGACCUGGGAAGAUAAGCUACAAUGUUAUGUUAAAUGUAUAUGCCGCUGUGGGACAUUAUUCGGAGGCAGAAGAACUUUUUAAGGCAAUGCAGAGAGAUGGAUUCUCUCCUGAUUCCGUAACCUACCUCGCCCUUAUUAAAGCUUACACAGAGAGUAUGAAAUACCGGGAAGCAGAACUCACCAUCUUAUCCAUGGAGAAAGAAGGGAUACAACCUUCCUGUGCUCAUUACAACCUCUUAAUAUCAGUCUUUGCCAAAGCUGGCUUAAUUGAGGAAAUUGACCGGGUUUUCAAUACAAUGCUUGCUUCUGGAUUAAAACCCGACAUGAUAUGUUGUCGGACCAUAUUAAGGAGUUACAUGGACUACGGAUAUGUGGAUAAAGGCAUUUCUCACUUUGAAAGGAUUCAAAAGAAUUUGGAGCCUGACAGGUAUACAAUGAGUGCUGCUGUUCACUUGUACAAAUCUGCAGGCGAAGAUCUUCGUGCAGAAGUUGUCUUAAAUUCUAUGAAUGAUAUGGGAAUUUCAUUUUUGAGAAAUCUAGAAAUUGGAUCUAAGGCUAGAACUUUGUCGAAGUUGGCAAACAUAUAGACAGAUAUAGUCCUUGAGUUCAUGAAGCAGUUCUUGCUUUUGUACAUGAUUUUGUAUAAUGUUCUUGAUCGGACGACGAACUGGGUUGUAUCAGUUGUUGUUAAGGUGUUAAUUCCUCUAUCAAUACCGUAUAUGGUAUAUAAGAAAGAGCAAAUGAAGUGGAUCAAUAUAGAACAUUCCAACCCCUUUUCUCCCA
Messenger RNA from Beta vulgaris subsp. vulgaris (sugar beet), 3535 nucleotides. Its product is annotated as pentatricopeptide repeat-containing protein At5g27270. Bases 115 to 3339 code for a protein of 1074 amino acids. The transcript has 8 exons. NCBI's taxonomy places the organism in Eukaryota, Viridiplantae, Streptophyta, Magnoliopsida, Caryophyllales, Amaranthaceae. The record is from RefSeq and is a predicted model, not a curated record. Gene Ontology annotation, molecular function: protein binding.